This is a messenger RNA of Geodia barretti, 2184 nucleotides long. Lineage: Eukaryota; Metazoa; Porifera; Demospongiae; Tetractinellida; Geodiidae. The record is from the annotation of a GenBank genome assembly.
AUGAUGGAAGACGUGGCGUCACGUGCAGAUGAAAAGGCCAAACUCCACUCACUUGUCCAGGAAUUGACCUCUGAACUCUCGGCCGACAACGAGGAGAGAGCGGCUCUUCUGCAGCAACUGAGUGACGUCAACAGAGAGUGGGAGGAACUUCAACAACAACUCAGCGAGUGCCAGGAGAAACUAGACUCCGCCCACUCUCAUGCCGCCCCCUACGAGGAUGCCCUAGAGCGGCUGUUUCCAUGGAUACCAGACACCCUGGCUCGACUGGAAGGCCUGGGGGCGUGUCCGACGGAACCCGAGGCUGUGGAACAGAGGAAGAAUAAGAUCGAGGCGAUGAAGGGUGAAUACAAUACUCUGGCCCCGGUCUGUGCCGGUUGCCUCGACAACGCCCGCUCUCUCUCCUCCCUCACCGAUCCCGGUGACCCCAAGACCGCCCUCGACGACCACACCUCCCGUCUCCAUGACGACUGGGAAAGGCUGGGAGCUCUGUUUGGAGAUGUGCUGGCUAAACUGACGGAGGCUUUGGUCCAAACCCAAGAGUUCAAGUCCAUUGCAGACGGUCUGGAGCAGUGGAUGACAGGAAUGGGGGGAACCCUCAAUCAACAAGACCUGAUUGCCGCACGGGUUAAUCUGGUUGAAGGCCAGAUCGAAGGGUUCAAGCCGAUCCUAACAGACGUCGCAGCGUACGGAGAAACAGUGGAGAAGACGAGGGCUCUGGGGAGCUCUCUGAAGGAGGAGAGUGAGGAGGAGGAGAGGGAGAAGAUUGACCGGAGGUUGGAGGCUCUGUCCUGCCAGUUUGCUGAACUCCAGAACGCAGCCGAUGAAAGAAUGAGAGUAGAUAAAGUUGCUAAUCCUCACCCAAUAGCCAUUAACUGCAGCUUUGGAUGUGCCAUAAUACUCAGUAUUGUCCGCACUGUACUACAGGUCUGGAGGAGGCUCUGGAGGGAGCUAGGGAGUACGAGAGGAGGUGUGACUGUGGUAGACCAGUGGCUGGGGCAGGCUGAGUCACGACUGAGGUCUCGAGAUCCUCUCUCCAUCGCCUCCCAGCCUCUCACCAGGCAGGAACUGGAGAUCAGUGAGUUCCAGCAAGAGGUUGAGUCCUAUGGACCAGCAGUCGAGGGGAUGACUCAAUCGGAGGAGACGUUGUUCUCCGCUGCCCUGGCCUCCAUUCUGAGCUGCGAGCCCGGGGUCCUCCGACAGGCGGCGGUCACCAGGAGAUCGUCCACUCCUCGCUCGUCUCUCUCGCCUCUCCCCUACCUCCUCCUUCACUGCUACAUUCAUUGGUGCUAUGAUAAAUGCAAUGGGUUUGCAAUGCAUGUAUCACCUGUGAAACCUGAGCAUCUUUCACUUGAGUCCUUGGGAGUUACAAAGGGAGAGAGGGGGACUGGCUAUACCAGAGAUGAGGUUGUAGAGUCAUCGUCAGACCUUCCCCAGUGGCUUGAGAGGCCCGGAGCCACUGAGGCUGUGGUGGUGGGAGCUGAUAUCAGGGCCCGCUACGCUGCCCUCAAGACUGAGGCCGGAAACAAGGCAGAUGAGGCGGCUCAGCUGCUCCAGACAGUACUGGGCUACGAGGCUGACUGCUGUCAUAUGAAGGAGUGGCUCGGGGGUCAGAGUUCAACCAUAGCCGGAUUCGCACCACCUGGUAUCACCGUGGAAACCAUCAGAGCCCAGCUGACAGAAGUCGAGGAUCUUGAGAGAGGAUUCACUAACACUAGAGAGAGGCUGGAGUCAGUCAAUGCCAGGGGGACGACCCUGGUUGAUGGAUGUCGAGACGAGCUCUCUCGCGAGUCGGGACGGUCGAGUCUGGCAGAGUUGAAUGAGUCGUGGGGGGAGUGUCUCGCUGCUCUGUCAGAGAGAGAGGAGAUGUUGAAGAGAGCUCUGGAGCUGGCUGAGAAAUACCAGGAGGGCUACGGUGAGUUUGACACUUGGCUGAGUGGCUGUGUGGAGAAGGCAGCAGAGGCUCUCAAGGUCGACGGAGAUCCGUCUGAGAUCAACAGACAACUAAACGAACAGCAGGCUCUACUGGAAGAGGUGAAAGGACGUAAGCCCGCACUGACAGCCCUGGUCUCAGGUGGCAGAGCUCUGGAGGAUUACGUAAUGGAGAAUAGAGCUGAGGGAGUGGCUGAUAUUGGCUACACCAAGAUGGAGCAGAGAUACAAUACCCUCCAGUACAAUUCAGAGUAG